Adineta steineri is the source of this 471-nucleotide messenger RNA. The record is from the annotation of a GenBank genome assembly. Lineage: Eukaryota; Metazoa; Rotifera; Eurotatoria; Adinetida; Adinetidae.
AUGUCACUAGUUCGUUUUCUUUCGGUUAAACCCGGUCUCAGUUCAGGUUCAGUUGCCGGUGCUCAUACCUUACCUACAACAUCAUCACAUGGAGCUGCUUCUGGAGGUCAUGAUUUCGGUCAUGGUCAUGAUCAUGAUUCACACGCUGCUCCAUGGGAAGGUGUGAACCUUUGGCGUACACCAUAUAAAGGUGAUACUGAUACAAUCACACAAGUCAAACGUACCAAAGGUACCCUUGACCGAUUUGUUGAAAAUCGUACACGACGCAUUCAAGAAUUACAAAUCUUUGCUCUUCGCAACAAGACUAUACCUACAUGGGUAAUGAUGCCACGAGAUAAACUUAUAUUAGGUGUUCAAGUUGUCAUAGCUGCUUAUGUAGUUUAUCAAGCAGCUACAAGAGUAUACAAUCAUUUGAAAGCUAAAGAUCGUCUUAAACUCAUCAAAUUACUUUACAAAGACAAUGUCAAUUAA